Messenger RNA from Physcomitrium patens, 2196 nucleotides. RefSeq lists its product as uncharacterized. The record is from RefSeq and is a predicted model, not a curated record. Gene Ontology annotation, cellular component: membrane. Lineage: Eukaryota; Viridiplantae; Streptophyta; Bryopsida; Funariales; Funariaceae.
CCUGCCAUGGCGAGGACGCUGCUGCUGCUGCAGCAUCGAGGCCAUGGCAGCUUCGAGGCAGAAAUGUGCCGCGACCUCACGUCGACGAAGGCGUCGUGGUGCUGCAGCCACAGCAGAGAAUCGCAUCGUGCUUGCCGGCUGAUGAUUAUGCGGCUACAGUCCUCUCGCCUUCACAGCUCAUUCCCACUCCUUUUUCGCAGAUGUUAGGGUUUCAGUUUUUCUCACUUACUAGGUUGUGUGUUAGAGUAAGUCAAAUCCUCGGAUCGGUUGGGAAAAGUGCGCACGAUUUGGACUCUCUGUCUGCUUCAUUCACCCUUUGAAAUCGUGGUAUUUGGAUCCGUGUCUUCUCUGUCUCCGAGAGUCUAAGGGAUUGGACCGGGAUGGCAAGAAGCGGUUGGUGAUGAUUCCAUUAGAGUGGCGAUGCGUUUUGUGGAACGAUCGCUUUUUACUUGCGCGAUCUCUGAGGUUGCUUGGAAGGUCGAUCGGUGUGGGAAAUUUUGUCGGUGCAGAUGUCAGGGUUAGCAACAUGAUGCUGGAAUCAGGGGUUGAAUUUAAUACAGAGUGGCGCUAGCGUGGGCACGUUUUUUGGUGUCUGGAUGAAUUGUUGCUUUACCGUUUUGCGAUCUAGAACUUGUUCACUCAAAAUUUCGAUUCUCUCGUGAUUAUGCUGAAAGAUUUGAAGUAUGUAUAUUGUAUUCGAGUGCUUUCAUCAAUUGCAUAAUGUUUUAGCACUGAAGAAAUGAAAGAAAAGGAGGUUUGAUGAUGUGAUACUUCGCGAGCUUGCAAUUCUAUAGAUGUUCGAUUCUCGGUAUGAAGAUAGGGGUACUGCAUUGAGGUCCUUGCCUCUUUGGAGCGAGGAAUUGCAAUAAAUGAUACCCAGGAUUUUGAAGCUGAAUUUUACGUUUCAAGAGGAGAGAAAUUCAAAUUUUAAGUGUUUUAGGCUGAGUGGUUGUCCAAGUUAUCGGGUUUUCAAAGCAGUGAAGAAUCCGUGCUUUUCCAAUAAAUUGGAUGAUAGCAAGCAUAUUGGAGUAUAUAUCGACACGCUGUUUUAAAAUUCGAAUGCGAAGCGGAAUAUCGAUCUGUACAUGAAGGUCGUGAAGAUGGUGACUUCAGUUAAACUCCGCCCUUAUCUGGCGGGGAAACGUCCAGCAUUGGACAUUGGUCGGAAGGGACGGCGGUGGCGAGUGAGCUUAUCCACGAGAGUGUGGCGACUAUUACUAGCUACUAUUUUUAUUGUUCUUAUCAUUGGUGCUAGCGCACAGUUUCCUCAAUUCUCCCACUAUAUUGAAGGGACAUUGAAGCGAUUUCUGCUCUGGGUGCAAGAUGAUGCUGGCGCGUGGGGUCCAAUUAUCUUGGCACUGGCAUACGUUCCAUGCUCAGUCUUGGCUAUUCCAGCGUCGAUCCUCACGCUAGGAGGAGGUUAUUUAUUUGGGUUGGCGGUUGGAUUUGUUACGGACUCUAUUGGAUCGACCUUGGGGGCGACUGCUGCCUUUUUAGUUGGCAGAACGGUCGGAAGGACGUACGUAACCUCGAAGCUUAAGGAUUAUCCUCAAUUUCAGGCUAUUGCCAUAGCUGUUCGUAAAUCUGGUUUUAAGAUUGUGCUGUUGUUACGACUUGUGCCUCUUCUACCUUUCAAUGUGCUGAACUAUCUAUUGUCCGUCACUCCUAUUAGUAACACGACCUACAUCAUUGCAACCUGGUUUGGAGUGAUGCCUAUGACACUCGCUUUUGUGUACGUGGGGACAACAAUCAAAGACAUUGCAGAUAUCAGCCACGAUGGAGCUCAUAUUACCAAUUCCCGCUUAAUCGUGCUGGGAGUUGGUCUCUUGGCCACAAUUGUGGUGGGUAUAUUGAUUACUCGAAUAGCGAGGGAUGCUCUCCGCACCGCGAUUGAAGAAUCUGGAUGCGAGAAUGAAACCAUAGUAGUUGUGACAGACCCCCUUGGUUCAUUGGAGAAGGAACCUGACAUUCGACAACCAUUGAUUGGCAGAAUAGAUCCAUCUUGCUAUAGCAUUGAUGGACCGCAGCCUCCGGCACAUAAAACACUUGAUGCAGUCUUGUAAAGUUCUCCUUUGCGUCUUUUACCAGCUCAUGUGCAUGUAUAUUCUAAGAAUUGGUACAUGAAAUCAUUUUUUGACAUCGAGAAUGUAAUGUGAAAUAUUUCCUCAGUAAAAUUUAUCGAUUCAACAAGUUUAA